CUCCUCAACAUCUAUUUAUUCCCCCUUCACCCAUCCCCAAAUUUGCCUCUCACACCCAACCCUCACCAAGUUCUUCUCUCUUCGUCUUUCCUUGAAACUUCCUAGUUUAUGAAAAUGACUUAUCUGGGGCUUCUCUUGGUGGGUCUUUUCUCACUACUGUCAUCUGCUAAUGGGUAUGGAGGAGGUUGGAUUAAUGCUCAUGCCACUUUCUAUGGAGGGGGUGAUGCUUCUGGGACAAUGGGUGGGGCUUGUGGCUAUGGAAACCUGUACAGCCAGGGGUAUGGUACUAACACUGCAGCUUUGAGUACUGCCCUCUUCAACAAUGGCUUGAGCUGUGGAGCUUGUUUUGAGAUCAGAUGUGUGAAUGAUGGUAGAUGGUGUCUACCUGGCUCCAUUUUGGUCACAGCCACUAACUUCUGUCCACCAAACAAUGCCCUCCCAAACAAUAAUGGUGGUUGGUGUAACCCUCCCCUGCAACACUUUGAUCUCUCUCAGCCUGUCUUCCAACGCAUUGCUCAAUACAGAGCUGGGAUUGUACCUGUUGCAUACAGAAGGGUAGCAUGCAGGAAGAGGGGAGGCAUGAGGUUCACCAUCAAUGGCCACUCUUACUUCAACCUUGUUCUUCUCACCAAUGUUGGAGGUGCUGGUGAUGUUCAUGCUGUUUCCAUCAAAGGAUCAAGGACUGGGUGGCAACCCAUGUCAAGGAACUGGGGCCAGAAUUGGCAGAGCAACACCUACCUUAAUGGGCAGAGCCUUUCCUUCAAGGUCACCACAAGUGAUGGAAGAACUAUAAUCUCUUACAAUGUUGCCCCUGCUAGCUGGUCCUUUGGCCAGACCUUCAGUGGUGGACAAUUCCGCUAAAGGGACCCCCCCCCCUUCCCCCAAUCCAUCCCAGUCUAUGCUAAGUAUUAGAUUGGUGAUAAGAUAGAUAGGGGUAUAUUUGUAAUACUAAACCAUAUAGCUAGGUUUUGGGUCAGUGUUGGGUCAACAUGAGAAGGGCUAAUUUUAAAUGGCCUUUAUCAUUUGAACCUAAUUAAUUAUUGGGUUUCUAUUUUUCUAUUCAUGGGGAGUUUGAGGCCCAUGUAAUUGGUGGUGUGAGAGAAAAAGAGACAGUGAGAGAGCACUCAAAGCAAAGCAAAGAAGAGAAAAAGAGAGAGAGUGCUCUACCUUUACUGUGUCUAGAGUCACAGACAUGGCUCAGUGGGCUGAGGUGAACUUUUACCACCCGCCGCUAAGUAUUGCAUAAUUUUUCUCAUUUUGGGGGUUUUUUUUUUUUUUUUCAUUUUUGGGGUUAUCUUUGAUCCUUUGAAAAGAGAAGGUCAUUGUAAUGGUGUAACCUCAUUUGAUUUGGUUGUAUUUGAGCUUUUAUUCUGAGAAGCUUGUAAAUGUAAAUCUCCAAUUCUAAGCUUAUUAAUGAAAUUGGGACAUUAUAUAUCUCAUUAUAU
Telopea speciosissima is the source of this 1445-nucleotide messenger RNA. Its product is annotated as expansin-A10. Gene Ontology annotation, biological process: plant-type cell wall organization. The record is from RefSeq and is a predicted model, not a curated record. Gene Ontology annotation, cellular component: extracellular region. Lineage: Eukaryota; Viridiplantae; Streptophyta; Magnoliopsida; Proteales; Proteaceae. Bases 109 to 861 code for a protein of 250 amino acids. The transcript has 4 exons.